This is a messenger RNA of Pieris rapae (cabbage white), 1936 nucleotides long. RefSeq names its product zinc finger protein 431. The record is from RefSeq and is a predicted model, not a curated record. The coding region runs from base 159 to 1886 and encodes 575 amino acids. Gene Ontology annotation, biological process: regulation of DNA-templated transcription. The transcript has 15 exons. NCBI's taxonomy places the organism in Eukaryota, Metazoa, Arthropoda, Insecta, Lepidoptera, Pieridae. Gene Ontology annotation, molecular function: RNA polymerase II cis-regulatory region sequence-specific DNA binding; DNA-binding transcription factor activity, RNA polymerase II-specific.
ACGGAAGGCGUUAGUUUUGAUUAUAAUGUAAAUAAACAAUUGGGUAUAAUGUUUUCUAAUUAAGCGGUUAUAUUUGUACUGCCUGCAAUUAUGAACUUACUAGGUUACAUACUACAAAUAUAGUAGUAUAUGAUAGAUUUCUACCCCUAAAAAGUAUUAUGGAGCAAGCUACAGGUCUUUGUCAAACAUGUCUGCAAAGAAGCGAGUGCCUAAAACCUGUGCACAAAGAAGACGAAAAUCUUUUUAGAACUUUGUUGUUAACGACUGAAGAAAUAAAAUUAUGUAUCUGCUUUCUUUGCUAUCACAUGCUGCGAAAAAUCAGCAAUUUUUUGAAGCAAUGCCAAGUAGCACAAGAAUAUUUAAAAUGUUCUAUAGUUGAGAAUAAUCUGCCUAGUGUUGAACAUGUAUACAAUUUAUCCACAUCACAAAUUAAAUAUGAUUACAUUGGAGAUUCAUCAGCAAUUAAAGAUGAAACCAGUAAAGAUUUUACAAUGUCUUAUUUUGAUGAUGAGAAUAAUCUGCGUAGUGUUGAACAUGUAUACAAUUUAUCUACAUCGCAAAUUAAAUAUGAUUACAUUGGAGAUUCUUCAGCAAUCAAAGAUGAAAACGAUGAAGAUUUUACAAUGACUUAUUUCGAUGAUGAGGAUUUUACAAAUAAUGAUGUCUCACCAAGUGUUAAAGAGGAGAUAGUUGUUUUCCAAAAUUCCAUAAAUUUUAAAGAUUUGAACGAUAAAGACCCCAUUGAUGUAAAGGAAACAAAGGACAAAAAAUCCUGUAAAAAUAGUAGGAAAAGUGUAGUUGAUGCAAUACCCGCGGGAUUCUCAUCUAGAAUGGUUCGGGAGACCGAUGAGUAUACAGUGAUUAAAUUGACUAAGGAGCAAGUCCAACAAGAAAUGGAAAAAAACAGACAGACUGAUAAAUACAAAGGUGCGCCAUACAAAUGCGAAUUAUGCGUCAAAUACUUUAAUUUCGAAGAUGUGUUGAGUACGCAUUUGGAGAAACAUUCGCCGAAAAAUGGCUCUUUCAAAUGUAAUAUUUGUACUCAAUAUUGUCCGAGUGCGGUCUCCUUAAGGGGGCAUAUGAAAUCACAUACAACUAAAUACAAAUGCAAAAUAUGUGGGAUCGUCCGUCUGUCUCGUCAACACAUAUUGGAGCACUAUAUGUUAGAUCACACAGAAGACAUACCGGCAUAUAAGUGUAACGAGUGUGAUUUUACAACCAAUAAACGUACAGUGAUCCAACGUCACGCAAGAACGCAUUCAGAUAGUGACAGUCAUACGUGUCACGAGUGUGGGAGGGGUUUUAAGAGCAAGGAGACGUUGCGCGUGCACACUACCCGGCACGACGUUAAAAAACGAUUCUCGUGUGAUACGUGCAAACGAACGUUUAUUUUCAAGUCAUUAUUAGAAAAACAUAUUCGCUCCGUUCAUAUUGAUAAAGAUUUUUACUGCGUCGAAUGUGAUAUUAAAUUUACAUCUAUGGAGGCUUUAAAACAACAUUUUAAAAGAAGUAAGAAGCACACGGAUCCAUCACAUUAUAAAUAUGACUGCAAGCUAUGUGCCGAAAAAUUCCUUACAAAAGCAAGGUUGGAUCAUCAUGAGACAAGUAUUCAUAAUUUGCCUAAAACCUCACAUUGUGAUCAAUGUAGUAAAGUGUAUAGUGGGCCGGAAGCUCUCAGACUACAUGUUAGAAGAGCACAUCCGGUUAGCGAGAGCAGUACAGAAUAUCAGUGCGGUGUUUGUUGUAAGGUUUUUACUCGCAAAUCCGGCCUGAAGGUCCAUAGCCGUGUACACACAGGCGAACGUCCCUAUAAAUGCGUGUGUGGAGAGGCUUUCACUCAACAGGCAUCGCUGCGAGCGCAUCAUGCCGCUAAGCAUAAGAAAUGAUGGUAGAUAAAGGAACAAUAAUUUUAUAUAAAAAUAAAAUCUUCUAUGAC